UGAUUCGAUCUGAAAACGAACCAACAGCCACCGCAGAUCCGAGCUCCCCUCCGUCCUCCCGGGCCACGGCGAUCACCACCGCCGCGGCGCUGCCCAUACCCAUUCCUGAGCCACUCGCCCGGCAGCAUCGCCGCGGCUGCGGGCGGGCGGCCAUGGAGGACUACCCGGAGGAGCUGCGGACGCCGCCGCUGUCGCUCGUGUCCAUCGUGGGGUGCCCAGAGCUGCACCCCUCAAUCUCGGCGUCGCUCAGCUCCCAGCAGCCGCCCAUGAACACCCUGGCGCUCCCGGACUUCGCCAAUGCCUCCAUCCUCGCACGCAGCGGCAAGACCCGCGACCCACUCGCGUCGCCGCAGGCCCCCGCUGGAAUCCUCAAGAAGGACUGGCUCCUCAAGCACCGCACCCGUUUCCCGGUUGCCGUUGCCGCGCUGUUCCGGGUCGAUCAGGUCUCCGGCGACCCCGCUCAGUGGCUCCAGGCCUGCUCGGAUCUCGAGAACCUCAAAUCUGUAAUUCAGGGGAAAAACACUAAAUUAGUGGUGGUCCUUAUACAACCUCAAGCUGGUGAUGAGCUGAGCGAGGAUGUUACGGUUGCCCUCAGAAAACGUGCGGAAAUUGAUUCUAAGCACCUGGUUGUGUUGGUUGAGCAAGACGAAACAGAAUGGAACAGAUCUCUCAACAAAUUGAAGAAUGUUUUUGCCAAGUUAUGUUCAUCAUUCUAUAUAGAGGAAGGGCGAAGAAUAAAGGCUCGCAUUGAGAAGAGGAGCUUUUCUUCCGUCGCCCUGAGUAUCCGCUACUGCUUCAAGGUUGCUGUUUAUGCGGAGUUCAGAAGGGAUUGGCCAGAAGCAUUAAAGUUCUACGAGGAAGGCAUUUGGGUUUUGCGUGAGAUGAUUGCAACUUCAACAAGGUUGCCUCCAACCCAGCGCCUAGUUGAGAUAAAAGCAGUUGCUGAGCAAUUUCACUUUAAGAUAUCAACUUUGCUACUUCAUGCCGGGAAAGUAGUAGAAGCAAUCACAUGGUUCCGUAAGUAUAUCAGAAGUUAUGAGCGGGUUGUCGGAACACCAGAAGUUGCUUUUCUUCAUUGGGAAUGGUUUAGCAGGCAGUUCCUUGUCUUUGGCAAGCUGAUAGAAACAACAUCCGCAACUGUUCCAGAUACACUAUCUCCUCGAUUUGGUACUGCUGACAAUGCAUUGACUGAAUGGGAAUUUCAGCCAGCUUACUACUAUCAGUUAGCAGCAACUUACUUGAGAGAGAAGAGGUAUGCCAUAGAGUGCUCUUCGUCAACGGUAAACCUUACCACUGGAGUUAAUGGAAUACCUGAGUCAGUAAUGCCUUCUGUAUAUGUUGGCCAAUAUGUGCGCUUGUUGGAGCAAGGAGAUACAGUUACUGUGCUGCCCCUUGCUGAUACUGAAUACACCAGCUAUGCUUUGUCAGAAGCUGAAAGGUUUCAAGAUUCUUACGAGAUAAUUGCAUUGUUCAGAAAAGCUUAUGAAUCAUUUCAGAGCAUAGGUGCAACAAGAAUGGCUUCUGCCUGUAGUGGUGGAAUGGCCAUAGAAUACUAUGCAGCUGGGGAUUUUAGCAAUGUAAAACAACUUUUUGAUGGUGUUGCUGGUCUAUACCGCCAAGAGGGUUGGACCACCUUGCUUUGGGAAAACCUAGGGUACUUGAGAGAGUGCUCAAGGAAACUAAAUUCUCUGAAGGAUUUUAUCACUUAUUCCCUAGAGAUGGCUGCAUUACCAUUAUUUUCUGGUAGUGCAGUGGAAAAUCGAGAAAAUAAAAGUAAGAUUGGGCCUGCAGGUUCUCCUACGAUUUCCAUGAGAGAGAACAUACAGCAGGAAAUUAUUAAUAUUUUGGUAGGAAAACAGUCACCAGAAGGAAUUGAUGAUGGAUUUAAUAAUGGGAUGGAAGAAUUUACUCACCUUGAUAUUGAUCAAAUAAGUCCGCUAAGAAUGGUGCUUAUCACAUCUGUUGCUUUUCAUGAUCAGUCUGUAAAACCUGGUUCACCUCUGCUUGUCAGUGUGUCACUGUUAUCUCAUCUUCCAUCUCCAGUUGUGAUUGAUCAGUUGGAGGUUCAAUUUAAUCAGUCUGACUGUAACUUUGUGAUACUUAGUACACAGGAAGAUUCUCCUUUGAAUUCAAAUUUGCAUGACCAAGCAGUUGAAGCUACUUCUUCUCUUACACUGUUCACCAAUAAAUGGAUGCGGUUGACACAUGAAGUUAAAUCAGGACAGAGUGGAAAGCUAGAAUGUUUGUCGGUGAAGGUGACGAUAAAUAAACACCUUGUGAUUUGCUGCCAAGCUGAAAGUCCUGCUUCCAUGGAAGACUUCCCAUUAUGGAAAUUUGAGGACCAAGUGGAGACAGUGCCUACAAAGGACAAUAUUCUUGACUUUUCUGGGCAGAAACUGAUCCAAGUUGAAGAGCCAGACGCUCAAGUUGACCUUGUCUUAAAUUCUGCUGGUCCUGCAUUAGUUGGAGAGUUAUUUAUUGUACCAGUGACCAUAUUGUCAAAAGGGCAUGCAGUUCAUUAUGGUGAGCUGAAAAUUAACCUUGUGGACGCCAGAGGUGGUGGUCUAUUGAUGAGUCCAAGGGAAGCAGAGGAAUCUGAGAGUCAUCAUGUUGAGCUUCUUGGUGUCUCAGCUAUGUCCGAGGACAAAGAUUUAAAGGAAGGGGUUGAUAGCAUAAAAAAGAUUCAGUACUCAUUUGGGGUCGUAUCUGUUCCCAAAUUGAGUGUGGGUAAUUCCUGGUCAUGCAAAUUAGAGAUCAAAUGGCAUCGAGCAAAGUCAGUCAUGCUUUAUGUUUCACUUGGUUAUUCCCUAGGCUCAAGUGAAGAAGCAGCAUUGCAUAGGCUUAACACACAUAGAAGCUUGCAAAUCGAAGGGAAGAUGCCCUUGAUAGUUAGUCACCAGUUUUUGAGACCAUUUAGGCGGGAACUCCUGUUGCUAUCUGGGAUCAGAUCCUCAAGUGGCGAUGAUAGAAAUUGUUCUCUUGCUAUGAAUGAGUCUAAUAUGCUUAUUGUGAAUGCUAGAAAUUGCACAGAGGUGCCUUUGCGUUUGCACUCGAUGACUAUCGAACCUGAUAAUGAUGGAAAUCAGCUCUGCUCAGUGCAUCAGAUCAGCGGGAUUUCCAGUGGACAUGCUGUUAUUGGUCCUAGUGAAGAAUACAAAGGAAUAUUUUCAGUCCACCCACGGGCUAUCAAUUCAAACUUCAAUCUAGGUGAAAUUUGCCUGAACUGGUCAAGAGAUUCAAGCCUUGGAGAGGAUCAAGAGAGCCAUGUUAUCAUGAAACAAAGGUUACCUGAGGUCAAUAUUGAGGAGCCGCCGCUUGUUUUGAGCAUGGAGUGCCCUCCCUAUGCUAUCCUUGGAACCUCUUUCACUUUCUAUGUGAAGAUCCACAAUUCAACGUCCUUGCUUCAGGAAAUCAAGUAUUCCCUUGUUGAUUCUCAGAAUUUCGUUUUUUCUGGGGCUCACAAUCAUGCUGCGUUCAUUCUGCCGAAAUCAGAGCAUAUUGUUAGUCAUAAGCUUGUGCCGCUUGGUUCCGGCUCUCAACAGUUGCCAAGGAUCACAGUAACUUCAGUGAGGAGCUUCGACGACGGGUUUCCGAACCUGUUCAUCAACAAGGCACACGACAUCCGGGGGCAGCACGUGGCGUUCCUGGCGUCCUUCAGCUCGCCGGCGGUCAUCUUCGAGCAGAUCUCCGUCAUUUUCGCGCUGCCCAAGCUGUUCAUCGCCUCCUUCACGCUCGUGCUGCCCUUCUUCCCCACGGGCUCCUUCGAGCGCGUCGAGGAAGAAGGGGACGUCGCAACCGCGUUCACCCUCGCGCGCAUCCUCUCCAUGAUUCCCAAGUCCCGCGGUGGGCCAACCAGCGUCGUCAUCUACGACAUCCACGCGCUCCAGGAGAGGUUCUACUUCGGGGACGACGUCCUGCCGUGCUUCGAGACCGGUAUCCCGCUCCUGCUGCAGCGCCUGCGCCAGCUCCCAGAUGCAGACAAUAUUACGAUUGCCUUCCCUGAUGAUGGGGCGUGGAAGCGGUUCCACAAGCAAUUACAACACUUCCCAAUGGUAGUCUGUGCCAAGGUUCGUGAAGGGGACAAGAGGAUAGUUCGAAUUAAGGAAGGAAAUCCUGAAGGGCGGCAUGUUGUUAUUGUUGAUGAUUUAGUGCAAUCUGGGGGAACUCUUAGAGAAUGCCAGAAAGUGCUGGCUGCUCAUGGUGCUUCAAAAGUCAGUGCCUAUGUGACUCAUGCUGUGUUCCCUAAGCAGUCAUAUGAACGCUUCAUGGCCUCUAAUUCUGCUGGGCCGGGUGACCAGUUUGCUUACUUCUGGAUCACAGACUCUUGCCCUCACACGGUAAAAGGCAUUGGCCAACAACCUCCAUUUGAGGUGCUGAGCCUUGCUGGCUCGAUAGCGGAUGCCCUUCAGAUAUGAACUUGUACUAGGAGAUGGGCAUCAACUGCAGAUGCCCAUCAGAUAUGAACUUGUAAUAGGUGGUGGGCUGCUCCUGUUUACCUAAAUGUAAGAGUUCAUUUCCAGCUCCAGCAAAACAAAUAAUGUGGAGCAAGUGAUAUGAACUUGUACUAGGUGAUGGGCUGCUCUAAUUACUACUGCAGAACCUGGAGCUUCCAUAAACAACCCGACGAUGUGAUAAUAAAAUCAGCCAUUGGAUGUUCUCUUU
Messenger RNA from Phragmites australis (common reed), 4662 nucleotides. RefSeq lists its product as uncharacterized. The transcript is spliced from 14 exons. The coding region runs from base 153 to 4415 and encodes 1420 amino acids. NCBI's taxonomy places the organism in Eukaryota, Viridiplantae, Streptophyta, Magnoliopsida, Poales, Poaceae. The record is from RefSeq and is a predicted model, not a curated record.